AUGGCAGAAGAUAUAAUGGUUUAUACUAUUACGACUAAAAACCCUGAGUCAUAUAAUUCUAUAACAACAAACUUACAAAGUCCUCAAGGACGAUAUUGUAAACUAACUUUAAACACAAUGACGACUAAAGCCUGUUUUGCUCUUUUGACACCAGAAGACUUUAUUGUUGUGAAUGGUAAAAAAUACUCCUUUGAAGAUACUUACUCAGAUAUACCACCAACAGGUUUUGUUGACUUAUUUAAUACUUUAAGUACGGGUGUAACAUGUGCUGCAACUAGAGCAGGUUUCAUUAUGUUUGGAUGUCCGACUGAGUUUACUAUAAACGAUAUGAGCUAUAA
Trichomonas vaginalis G3 is the source of this 338-nucleotide messenger RNA. RefSeq lists its product as uncharacterized. NCBI's taxonomy places the organism in Eukaryota, Parabasalia, Trichomonadida, Trichomonadidae. The annotation marks the transcript as partial. The transcript has a single exon. The record is from RefSeq and is a predicted model, not a curated record.